AGUGCCCGGAGGGGACGUUCGGUGUGAACUGCUCGGGCUCCUGCUCCUGUGGUGGGGCACCCUGCGACCGGGUCACGGGGCAAUGCCAGUGCCCUCCAGGGAGGACUGGGGACGAUUGUGGGGCAGAUUGUCCCGAAGGCCGCUGGGGGCUGGGCUGCCAGGAGAUCUGCCCUGCGUGUGAGCACGGUGCUGUCUGCGAGCCCAGGACCGGAGCCUGCCUGUGCCGCCCCGGCUACACGGGCAGCCGCUGCCAGGACGCGUGCCCGGCGGGCUGGUUUGGGCCCGGCUGCCAGAUGAGGUGCUCCUGUGCCAAUGACGGGCACUGCCACCCGGUGACCGGACGUUGCAGCUGUGCCCCCGGGUGGACCGGCCUCAGCUGCCAGAGAGCCUGCGACAGCGGCCACUGGGGACCCAACUGCAGCCACACCUGCAGCUGCAGUGUAGGCCACGGGAGUUGCGAUGCGGUCAGCGGCCUGUGUGCGUGUGAGGCCGGCUACGCGGGCCCGCGGUGCGAGCAGCGGUGUCCCCAGGGCUACUUUGGGCCGGGCUGCGGGCGGCGGUGCCAGUGUGAGCACGGGGCAGCCUGUGACCACGUCAGCGGGGCUUGCGCCUGCCCGGCCGGCUGGAGGGGAACCUUCUGUGAACGUGCCUGCCCGGCGGGCUUCUUCGGACUGGAUUGCCGUGGCGUCUGUGACUGUGUCGCCGGAGCCUCCUGUGACUCCGUGAGCGGCUCCUGCCUCUGCCCCGCCGGCCGCCGGGGCCCCCGCUGUGCCCAGGCCUGCCCAGCCCACUCCUACGGACACAACUGCAGCCAAGCCUGCACCUGCUUCAACGGGGCCUCCUGUGACCCUGUCCACGGACAGUGCCGCUGUGGCCCUGGCUGGCUGGGCCCCACUUGCCUGGAGGCCUGCCCCUCAGGCCUCUACGGCGAGAACUGUCAACGUUCCUGCCUUUGCCAGCACGGGGGCACCUGUGACCCUGUCUCAGGCCACUGCACGUGCCCAGAGGGCUGGGGUGGCCCAGCCUGUGAGGAGGAAUGUCUCCCGGGACGCUUCGGGGCCGGUUGCCAACACAGCUGCAGGUGCCUCAACGGUGGCCUCUGUGACCGGUACUCAGGCCGCUGCCUCUGCCCAGCCGGCUGGACCGGGGAUGAGUGUCAGAGCCCCUGUGCCGAAGGCACGUUUGGGGCUCACUGCGAGGAGCGCUGUGCCUGCCGGCGGGGAGCCACCUGUCACCACGUCACGGGGGCCUGCCUCUGCCCCCCGGGAUGGAGGGGCUCGCAGUGUGAGAACGCCUGCCCGCGUGGCCGGUUCGGAAAGGACUGUGGCCAGCGCUGCCAGUGCCCGCCGGGCUCUGCCUGCCACCACGUCACCGGGGAGUGUCGCUGUCCAGCGGGCCUCACGGGGCCCAGCUGCGAGCAGGCCUGCCCGCCAGGCACCUUUGGGGAGCGCUGUGGGCAGAAGUGCCGUUGUCCCAGCGAGAACCAGACCUGCCACCCCGCCCUGGGGACCUGCACGUGUGCCGCUGGCUACCACGGCUCCGGCUGCUGGCAGCGGUGCCCCCCUGGGCGGUUUGGACCCGGCUGUGAGCAGCCGUGCGGGUGUCUCCACGGGGGCUCCUGUGAUGCGGCCACCGGGGCCUGCCUCUGCCCUGCUGGAUUCCUUGGGGCCGACUGCAGCCUGGCCUGUCCACAGGGCCGCUUCGGUCCUGGCUGUGCGCGUGUGUGCAAGUGUGGGCAGGGAGCGGCCUGCGACCCCGUGAAUGGCAGCUGCACCUGUCCCCCAGGGAGGACCGGCCUCCAUUGUGAGCACGGCUGCCCUCGGAACCGGUUUGGCAUAAGCUGCGAGCACUCGUGCUCCUGCAGAAACGGGGGCCUGUGCCACGCCACCAACGGCAGUUGUUCCUGCGGCCUGGGCUGGACGGGGCCGCGGUGUGAGCUGGCCUGCCCUCCCGGUCGCUACGGUGCCGCCUGCCGCCUGGAGUGCUCGUGCCAGAACAACGGCACCUGUGAGCCCGCCACGGGCGCCUGCCGCUGCGGCCCCGGCUUCUACGGCCAGGCCUGCCAGCACCCCUGUCCCCCUGGCUUCCACGGGGCUGGCUGCCAGGUGGCGUGUGAGUGUCAGCACGGAGCCUCCUGCCACCCCGUCAGCGGCCAGUGUCUCUGCCCCGCCGGCUUCCACGGCCAGCUCUGCGAGAGGGGGUGUGAAGCAGGCUCAUUUGGAGAGGGCUGCCGCCAGCACUGUGACUGCGAGGCCGGGGCACCCUGCGACCCCGUCACCGGCCAGUGCCUUUGCCCCCCAGGGCGCACAGGGGCCACCUGUGACCGUGACUGCAGACCGGGCUUCUUUGGGCCAGGCUGUGCCUUGCGCUGUAGCUGCGGAGCUGGGGCCGGUUGUGACCCCGUCAAUGGGCAGUGCCACUGCGUGGACGGCUACACUGGGCCCACCUGCCAGCAAGCGGCCUUGCAACCGGCCUCUGACGGACCAGCACCUGGGCUCAGCAGCAGGGCACAGAAACACUAGUGCAGAGGCAGCCGUCAAGCAGGCCCGUCUCCCAGGUGCUCUGGCGACGACUGAGGAGGGCGCCCGUGGGCCAGGACUCCAGCCGCAGCUUCGUCCCCGAGGGCCGUGUGCAGCCACACAGCCCCUCGCUCUGCAAGGAUCGGCCUGCACGGGGAGGGAGGCCCUGGCUGGCCCAGCCGCAAGGAGCCCGGACGAGUGGACCGGCCCUACUGGCUGUGCGUGCUGAGCAAGCCCGCCUCCCCGGGUGGGGACUGAGGUGUGGGCGCAGGUGCGGCAGGGGACCCCUGCCCUCCGAGGUGGUUCUUCUGGUGCUAGGCCCUGGGACUGCUGUGGCCCGGCCUGUUCUCCUGGAGCCGCAGCCCACUGUAUUUAUGUAAAAGUAUUUAUGGGCAGCUGGACACGCCCGCCGCACCCUGGGCGCCGAAGGCUGCCCGUCCCCUGCACCAUGAAACCCUGAUGCGGGACCUUGGGGCUCUGAGGGGCCUCUGGGUGGGGGACUCUGGUACAUGUGAAACCCAGUAAUUUAAGGAAGAAGCAGUCGCUUCCUUG
Molecule: messenger RNA, 3071 nt
Organism: Panthera uncia (snow leopard)
Lineage: Eukaryota; Metazoa; Chordata; Mammalia; Carnivora; Felidae
Product: multiple epidermal growth factor-like domains protein 6
Exons: 20
Molecular function (GO): scavenger receptor activity
Source: RefSeq, a predicted model, not a curated record